AUGGGUGGGUUCUUCUCUGCUCAGAGAAAGGGAAGAAAGUCUGCCCUGGUCGGGGCGCCGUGGGAGCUGGUUGGAGCGGACGACACGGAGUGUGUUGACUCCGGCGCGCCUUCUUCUUCCCAGUUUCAAUUGUUUGUUCGCAUUGAUGGGCAACUUAUAUCCGUUCAAGUAACUCGUGAAUCUACCGUUGAAUCGGCCAUAUAUUCAGCACUCUCGCAAGGCAAGUAUAUUCUUUUCAAGUUCGGGGCUCAUUGUUGGGAUGCGGUUAAACAAAGAAGAUUGCUCUUGGAAGAAUCACUUGAAGGUGUUGUCCCUGGUUCUACAAUUACAACAUUCGCUGUGAUUCAUGGUGGUGGCCCCGGAAAGCCCUAUCUUCAACAGGACUAUAUGUCCUUUUUGGACCGGAUGAAUGAACUGCCGUCCAAAAAUGAAUGGCUCGAGACAAAGGGAUUAACAUCUGUGUUAAGUAAGCUGGGGAGACAGACAUUUCAAAAACUGUUUGAAAUGAUAUCCUUGUAUCACACGGGGAACAAGUGUUUUGCUGGUAAAUUUGAUUGUAACAAUAUCAUAUACGUACCAUCGACAGAUACUUACAUGAUUGAUCCCUAUGUGCAUGCGCUUGUUGUGGAUUUCACCCCUAGUGGAUAUAAGGAGGACAUUAAAGCUUUGGGUAAAGUACUUGAAAAGGUGUGCAUGAUGAAACUGGAUUCUUCACAAGCAAAGAUAGCUUAUGUUGCCCAUUUGCUGAAAACUAUGAGGGAAAUGCCAUCAGGUGCAGAGUCAUCUCAAACAUUCAAGGCGUUCAUCAGAAAUCACCCCUGCAUGAUGUCAUCCGCCAGUCGACAAGGACUUAUAUCGGAAGUGCAUAGAUACAUCAAGUUUCAGUAUGAUGAUUCAAUGGAACCUGUUCUACAAUCUCCAUAUACCUGGGGUUGGAUCGCUGAAUGUGAUCGUGACUUCAAUCCGGUAUACUUCUAUAAGUGGUGGCUAUGGCCACUGAGGGGGACUUCAUAUCAUGAGAACGAAUGGUCAUGGUUUUCCUUUUGCCGGAAUUUCCUUUCACAUCCUAUGCAAAAGAUGACCAUACAAGAUGCAGAUAUUGCCAUAUGGUGGUACUUUGAUGAGCAUUUAGCAGACUUCUUGUGCCGCCUUUCCUGCACACAUGAGUUUACAGUUAACAUCUUCGAUAAAGAUAGUUUUUGCACGCACCCUGCAAAGUGGGAAAGGUACCCGUACAUAUUAUACUAUGAAUCAGUCCCAAACCUAGAGUAUUCUACAGAAGAGUCGGAGUACGAGGAAGAAGAGUCGGAGUAUGGUGAAGAAGUGCCAAAUCAUUCUGAAGAAAAGCCAUCACCCAGCGAGAUUGGGCGGCCUGGGAUCGGAAAACGCAUCUUCAUAUGAUGUUAGUAGAAAAGGAAGUAAGCAUAAUGAUGGUCGGCUAUUCUGCUCAGUUGACCGACAUCCAAAGGAAUGGCCGACUCGUCUAUGCUCGCCACCUGCUGCCAUCGAGCAGCCCAAACAUAUUUUUCAUUUGUCUUGUGUUUGCCCUUGUGGACACAAUUAAUAUAACGAUU
This is a messenger RNA of Triticum aestivum (bread wheat), 1574 nucleotides long. RefSeq lists its product as uncharacterized. The coding region runs from base 1 to 1401 and encodes 466 amino acids. The record is from RefSeq and is a predicted model, not a curated record. The transcript has 5 exons. NCBI's taxonomy places the organism in Eukaryota, Viridiplantae, Streptophyta, Magnoliopsida, Poales, Poaceae.